Messenger RNA from Columba livia (rock pigeon), 2696 nucleotides. It is a transcript of the gene NEUROD4, whose product is annotated as neuronal differentiation 4. The transcript has 2 exons. Bases 186 to 1181 code for a protein of 331 amino acids. Gene Ontology annotation, cellular component: nucleus. The record is from RefSeq and is a predicted model, not a curated record. Gene Ontology annotation, molecular function: DNA-binding transcription factor activity, RNA polymerase II-specific; protein dimerization activity; E-box binding. Gene Ontology annotation, biological process: camera-type eye development; axon development; nervous system development. NCBI's taxonomy places the organism in Eukaryota, Metazoa, Chordata, Aves, Columbiformes, Columbidae.
GAGGAGCCACGCGGGAUCCGUGGCCGGGCAGGAGCCGCCGGCAGCGCGGAGCUCUCAAAGCCGCCGGGAGCGGAGCUGCCGCCGGUGCCGCCGCCGCCGCGGGAGCUGCGCGACCCUCGGGGCUGGAGCACCAUGUGCCCGGGCAAGUGACAGUGGGAACACGCUUCGGUGCCCAGAGAUCAGACAUGACCAAGACGUAUGCCAAGCCCAAAGAGAUGGCGGAGCUUGUGAGCACCCAAGUCUGGAUGGACGACACGUUGAGCUCCAAAGAUGAGCUGAAGGACGAGGACGGCAGGCAAGGUCAUUUCGGAUUGAUGCCUGGCUUGAAUGAAGAGCACGACAGCAUUGAGGAAGAAGAGGAGGAAGAGGAUGAUGGGGAAAAGCCCAAGAGAAGAGGACCAAAGAAGAAGAAAAUGACCAAGGCGAGGCUGGAGCGGUUCAGGGCCCGGCGGGUGAAGGCCAAUGCCCGUGAGCGCACGCGGAUGCACGGGCUGAACGAUGCCCUGGACAACCUCAGGAGGGUGAUGCCCUGCUACUCCAAGACUCAGAAGUUGUCCAAGAUCGAGACGCUGAGGCUCGCAAGAAACUACAUCUGGGCUCUGUCGGAGGUGCUGGAGACAGGGCAGACCCCCGAAGGGAAGAGCUUUGUGGAGAUGCUCUGCAAGGGCUUGUCCCAGCCCACCAGCAACCUGGUGGCUGGUUGUCUGCAGUUGGGACCACAGACCUUGUUCCUGGAGAAGCAUGAGGAGAAGUCCCCGGUGUGUGAAUCAGCCAUCUCCAGCCACCCCUUCACCUACCAGUCCCCGGGGCUCCCCAGCCCACCCUAUGGGACCAUGGAGACGCAUCUGUUGCAUUUGAAGCCACCGACCUUCAAGAGCUUGGUGGACGCUUCCUUUGGAAACCACCCCUCUGACUGCACCACGCCCCCCUACGAGGGUCCCCUGACGCCACCCCUGAGCAUCAGCGGGAACUUCUCCUUGAAGCAAGAUGGUUCUCCAGACCUGGAGAAGUCCUACACCUUCAUGGCCCACUAUCCCUCGGUCAGCCUGGCUGGAGCACACGGACAUGCCUCCCACUUCCAGACCACAGUGCCCCGCUAUGAGAUCCCCAUAGACAUGAGCUACGAGUCCUACCCGCACCAUGUGGCCGGGCCUCAGCUCAACGCCAUCUUCAACGAGUAGCAAAGCAGAGUUAGACCCAAAUUCUUGACACAGAGAGAAGUUCGGGUAUCACUACGGGGUAAGAGACUUCUGAGCAUCUCUGCAGGACGUUGCUGUGGAAGGUUCAGCCGAACCUCCUGUCCUCUCCCAACAGGUCUGCACUGGUGCCACCUUGUUGACGUCGGAGCUGUCCCCAGGAGCCAUGUGAACCCUUCCUUCCACCACCAAGAGCUGAGCCAUUGCCUUCUCCUCCCUCUCCCCCAGAGAUGCUCAUGAAGGUGGCUUCAACCUGCAGGACUUUCCUCCUGAAUGCACUCCAGCACUUGGGAUCGGCCAUUGCCAAGAUGUCACGGCUCCUUCUCCUCCGUCCUUGGGGUGGGGGUUGUGGGCGCACCUCUGUCUCACAUUGGGGAUGGACAAGCCCCUCCUGCCCCUUGGGAUGACCGGUUCCCCUUCCACACACUCCAAUGGGUUCAUGGUUUUCUGUGAUGGAAAAGGUGGGAAUGAUCCGGACCAUUUGCAGAAGACCAAUGUGGUUGCUCCUCCUUGAUGCUUCCCGCCCCAUGGAGAACGUUUUCUUUGCUGCCACCCUAUCAUCCAGGGACAGCAUGUUCCAGCCAGGCUCAGAGCUUCUCACGAUGGUUCCUCCUGUCCUCUUCUGAGCCUCAGACCUCACUCAUGACCUACAACCAGCAUGAGGUUUUCAGCACAUGGAUCCUGGAAUCACGUUAAGGGACAGCUGACCUUCCAGAGCACCCAUGGCCCUGCUGGACGAGGAGUUCUCAGCCGAACCUUUGCUCCUGGCUUGGACCACGUCUUCUUACGGUUCGUAGCGUCACUCAUCACGAUCCGUGUCCUGCAGACAACCCGGGAAAAGAAGCGUGUCUUAAUUUCCUCUUUUAUUUAUUAUUUACUAUGUGGGCGCAGGGAGUCUAAUUUAUUUCCUUCCAUUUUACAUGAGAUGUGGAAUGUGCUGAAUAACCUCCUCAUUUCCCAGUUGACUUCCAGGUCCUUAGGUGGAGUUAGCUUUGUGGAGACGUGUGCUUCUUGCAGUGCUGUUGCUCCAGGACUAUUUAUUAGCCAUUAUUUAUUUAAUUUAUUUGCUUCCUGCCCUCAUCCUCUACUUUCUGGUGAUGGAAACCAAGUAUUUAACCAAGAGGUUACAUAUUUAAUGUCGAACUACAUAUUUAACAUGGCCAUUUCUUGGGUUUUUGGAGGCUGCUUGUGCCCAGCAGCUCCCAACUCAUCCCCUGUAUUUCUAGAUGAGCAAUAAUUUCCAAAGGCUAUGCAAAUAUUUUUGUUUUCGAGAAAAUCCAGGCAACUAUUUUUGAUGUCCUGCUGGCCAAACCUCCAUGUUUUGCAGAGGUGUUUUGUAUAGAGUCGGGAAUUUGGAAAUGACUUGAGCUUCAGAGCUCCCUGCCCAGUCCCUGGGGCUCGGGGGCUUCUCUUUUGUACUGAGAGCAGAUGCUUAUCCUUUUGUAAAGAGAGCAGAAUUGGGUUUUUAGCUUAAAUAAAGUUGUGGUCUUGUUUCAAGCA